UGGCCAACAAGAUUGUGAGCCACGCAUAUAACUACUUGUCGAGCUUUGUUGAUGGUCAAGGAAGGGUUCCCAUCAAGGCCUUUGAUAACUGGUGGGACAAGUUCAAGAGUAAGCUUGCGAAUAAUCCUAACUUCUUGAACGAGCUUGAGACUUGACAAAUCAACUGCAACAUAUUCACGACACGAACUAUACAAUACGAACUACACGAGAAGUCUAUACACUACGAACUACACGAGAAGUUUAUAGAUUACAAACUAUGAUUCAGUCUAUACCACUGUACUCAGAACCAUGGUGAGUCAUAAUCCAAAAUGAACAUGCUCUGUGGUAGCGAUUUUGCACCCAUUUAUCAAGGCCAAGGUUUGUCUCAGUGACUCAUUGCCACCUGUAAACAUAACCAGUCGCCAUUUUCUCCGUUUUAUUUCCUAUCCAUUAGCAAUUCUCUCCUAUUUUUUUCCUAUCACCUGUAAUGCACUUUUCCUUCAGCUCAAAGUGAAAUCCGCAAAAAUUCCACGCAUGUAUAGAGCACCAGACUUUUUUGAAAGAUACAACGUCUGUCGAAUCAGCGUCAACCAUUACUCGAAUUACCAUGUCACUGCCCAAUACAACCAGACAAUAUCCCGGUCAUUGCUUUCAAAUGCGUUGAAACAGUUGAUUUUACACCAUCCUGCUUUAUACUAUGGAGUGAAGCUCAACCCCAAACUAAUUGAUUAUAAAACCUACCAAAACCACCAGGUUGGACCUGUGAAGUCGAUCCUGUUCGAGGACGUGGUGACUAUUUCCGAUAAACCCUUUUCGGAAGAACGAUUGGUGGAAAUCAACCACUUGUGUAUUCCUGUGGAUGAUGAGAACUCAGUCACCUGGAGAAUCAUCGUGUUUUCCAACAAUUACAUCUGUUUGUACUCCAACCAUAUUAUUAUUGAUGGAGGCGCUGCUGCGUUCUUCCACCACGACUUGUGUGCCAUUUUGGCAGAGCUUUCAUCCCAACAUUUGGAGUUUGUUCCAGAACUCUACAAUCAACAGGUUGACGGAGUGAAACAACACUUGGGCACAGACCAUGUGGUUGAUCUCUAUCGAUGUACACUGAAGUUGCAGGCGAUGUCCAUGGUGGUAGCGAGCUUUAUUCCCAAGUCGGUCACCCAGUUGUGGAACUCAUACACCAAUAAGCACUAUCCUGAUCUCCAGAAGUUCCCACUUUUCGAGUGUGAGCAGCGCAAAGUGAUAGAUGACGAGUUCAGGCUAUUUCAGAUCCCCGACGAGACCAUGACCCGUCUUUUGGCCAAGUGUCGGCAAGAAGGUGUCACGUUUACGGCGUUUCUUGAUGUCCUCAUCAACCAUUGUUUCCAGAAAUGCGUUUUUCCGUUGAUUUCGUCCCAGAAGCUUUCUACUAAGUCGAGUAUCGUCACCUCCGGUAGAAGAUAUUACCCUGAGAAAGCAGCUGAGCUUAGGUAUGCUCAAGUGGUGACGGGUACCGAGAUUUAUCUUCCUCCCAUUGAGAGUGUUCUGGUCGAAGCCAUGAAGGUUGUCAAACAAAUUAUCGAUACAGACCUUGAAACCAGGAACCGGUUCAAAUAUGUGGGUCUUCUUCUGAUGAUCAAUCCAUAUGAUAUUUUAGCGCCUGAAAAAACUGAGUUCCACCAAGAUGUGCUCUUUGAGAUUUCUAAUUUGGGGUUGCAAAAUAUCAAGAAUGGCGACUGGGCCGUCAGUGAUAUCGUGUUCUGUCAGUGUACGGGGCCGUCAACCACCUUCGGGUUCAACGUGGCCACGACUCCUGGGGGAACAAAAAUCACUAUGGGGAUCAAAUCACAAUAUGCUCAAAGUGGCAUGGAUGAAUUUGAGAAGGCGUUUUAUGCUGGGAUCGAGCAAUUUUGCAGCCGCUAAAUCUGUAGAACUAGGUAGGUAACAUAUGCAACUAAUAAUAUGACUAAU
Molecule: messenger RNA, 1926 nt
Organism: Yamadazyma tenuis ATCC 10573
Lineage: Eukaryota; Fungi; Ascomycota; Pichiomycetes; Serinales; Debaryomycetaceae
Product: N-acetyltransferase
Molecular function (GO): N-acetyltransferase activity
Source: RefSeq, a predicted model, not a curated record